Messenger RNA from Hippocampus zosterae (dwarf seahorse), 807 nucleotides. RefSeq lists its product as uncharacterized. The record is from RefSeq and is a predicted model, not a curated record. Lineage: Eukaryota; Metazoa; Chordata; Actinopteri; Syngnathiformes; Syngnathidae. Gene Ontology annotation, molecular function: cysteine-type endopeptidase activity. Gene Ontology annotation, cellular component: lysosome.
AUGGACUUUCAUCCUUCGGAAGUGGUCUUUAGAAGGACCGUCUUUGGCAAUAAUGUACGGGCGAUUGUCUCGCACAACCUGAACCCUCUCCACAGCUACAAGCUGGCGCUCAACCAAUUCGCGGCCCUGACGGCCGACUAGUUCCAGUAGAGGUACUUGAACGACCCCUUCCAUUCAGAGCCUGUGUAAGUACCUCCUAAUGAAUCAAUUACCGAGCUAAAGGAUGUCAACUGGAACGCGGCUGGCUACGUGACAGGAGUCAAGAACACAGGUCAGUGUGCCUCGGGCUGGGCUUUCGGGGCGGUCGGCUCCAUGGAAUUUUUGUUUAAGUCGAAGACUGGGAGGUUGAUCAGUCUGGCCGAACAGCAGUUGGUGGAUUGCGACAGUAGUGACUAUGGCUGUAAUGGAGGCUACACGAACACGGCGCUCAACUACGCCCGGUCAGCAGGCAUCGCCUCGACCGACACCUACCCGUACACGGGGGUGAAAGGCACCUGCAGGAAGUUCACCCCAGUGCUGAAGCUGAACUCGGUGGGGCUGGCACUGAACUGCAACGACGUGUACAACACCCUGCAGCAGCGGACAGUGGCCGUGAUGGUGGACGCCCGCAACUUCCAGUUCUACAGCUCAGGAGUGUUCACGAACUGCGGGACGGACGUGAACCACGGGGCGCUGCUGGUAGGAGUGGCGAGCAGCAACUACUGGUACGUGAAGAACGAGUGGGGCGUGAGCUGGGAGUCGGGCUACAUUCGCAUCGGGAUUGGCAAUACCUGCGGGAUCUGCCAGCGGGGUGCCUACCCGCUUUGA